AUGACAGACACCGCUCCAGACGUCAGUCCUAAGGCUGCCGAGUUCCGAGAGGAUCUCAACAAUAUUCUGAUAUGCAAAGACUGCAAGGAGUUCCCCCCAAACCUUAUCGAGGAGUUCUCGUCUGGAGACAUGGUGUGCACCUCAUGUGGAGUGGUGGUUGGCGAUCGAAUCAUCGACACCCGCUCCGAGUGGCGUACCUUCUCAAAUGACGACCAGGGCAACGAUGACCCUUCGCGUGUCGGUGAUGGCCCCAACGUAAUGAUCAACGGCGAUCAGCUGCAGACAACUAUUGCCUUUGACGGGAAGAACGCGAAAAACCUGUCGCAUCUGCAAAAUAAGAUCACCCAGGACAAGUCGUCCAAGACGCUCCUUCAGGCCUAUCGCGACAUCCAGAGCUUAACAGACAGCUUCAACGGUGGAACUCAGGUUGCCAAUGCCGCGAAGCACAUCUUCAAGCUCGUUGAAGAUAACAAGGCGCUCAAGGGAAAGUCGCAAGAAGCAAUCAUUGCCGGGUGCAUCUUCAUUGCGUGCCGUCAGAUCAACGUGCCGCGAACCUUCCGCGAGCUUUACGGCUUGACAAAGGUGUCCAAAAAGGAAAUCGGCCGUGUUUUCAAGCAGCUGGAGGCUUUCUUGCAGAAGAUGGGCGGUGAGGAUGAGAUUGCGAAGGCUAGCUCCCUUACGCAACAAUACCAAGCCAAGGGCUCAACGAGCGCCGUUGAGCUCUGUGCUCGCUACUGCAACAACCUCCGAUUUCAUAACAAUCUAGAGAUAGAGCAAGUCGCCAAGCAGCUUGCGAGACUGUCGACAUCAGUCGCCGAUCUCGCUGGCCGCUCGCCCCUCUCGGUGGCGGCUGCCUGCAUCUACAUGGCAUCACAUCUGAUGGGCCAUCCCCGCACCUCUAAAGAAAUUGCAGCGGUUGCUGGCGUCAGCGACGGCACGGUCAAGACAGCAUACCGGUACCUACUAGCCGCCAAGGACGAGAUUAUCAAGCCCGAGAACUUUCCCGCCGAGGACUUUAAGAAAGCACCCGACGCAAGCAAGUUGCCCGUGAACUAG
Lasiosphaeria miniovina is the source of this 1056-nucleotide messenger RNA. RefSeq names its product cyclin-like protein. The record is from RefSeq and is a predicted model, not a curated record. Gene Ontology annotation, molecular function: TBP-class protein binding; RNA polymerase II general transcription initiation factor activity. NCBI's taxonomy places the organism in Eukaryota, Fungi, Ascomycota, Sordariomycetes, Sordariales, Lasiosphaeriaceae. Gene Ontology annotation, cellular component: transcription preinitiation complex; nucleus. Gene Ontology annotation, biological process: transcription initiation at RNA polymerase II promoter; transcription preinitiation complex assembly. The coding region runs from base 1 to 1056 and encodes 351 amino acids. The transcript has a single exon.